Molecule: messenger RNA, 2826 nt
Organism: Grus americana (Whooping crane)
Lineage: Eukaryota; Metazoa; Chordata; Aves; Gruiformes; Gruidae
Product: cadherin-related family member 5-like
Exons: 3
Coding region: 1-1032 (343 amino acids)
Source: RefSeq, a predicted model, not a curated record
AUGCCUUCCACCCCCAGACCUGUUUCAACAGGAAGCGCUCAUCCGUGCAGCGACACGCAACAAGAGGCGACUGAAGGUCGCCCUCGCCGGCCCGAUGCCAAGCACACGGUGAGACAGGGUCGCAUCACGCUGCUCUGCUCCCAGGCAACCACAGCCACCAAGACACCGACGGGCACCUGCAACGGGCACACACCGAUGCUGACAGCCGCCGCUGGGUGCCCACAGGCACCCACGAGGACACCAGGAGGCACCUGCAGCCGAUACCAAGGGAUCCUCACAGCGAGCACCGAGGGAUGGACGUCGAUGGGCACUGCAAGGGACCUGGCCGCCCCGGCGGGCACCCAGGGGGCGGCCCCUCACUCCUCGGCCUCACCUCCGUCGCGAAGCCCUUGCCCCUCCGCCUCCUGCUCCGCGGGCAGAGACCCCGGCCUCGCCGCCUCCCUCCGCCCCGAUCUCGCCGGGGAGAGGCGGACACCGGACCCGGCCGAGGGUCGCUCCCAGCCUGCGGCCGGGCGGCGGCAGCGGAGCCGGGGCAGGAGCCGUCCUCGUUCCCCGCGCAGCGGCGGGGCCGCGGCGCUCACCGUGGCGUCCCCCCUCCCCGCCCGCCGGGUGCCCCUGCCCGUCCCCAGCGCCAGCCCCGCCGCCCUCGGUGAGGGCCUGGCUCCGAGGCACGAUAAAAGCCCCCGACCAGCAGCCCCUGAUCCUUUUAUUCGCACGCCCACGCUGAAGCCCGGGAGGCAGGAGCAGGACCACAGCUCCUCCAGGCAUACCGCAGCGGCUUUGAACCUGCUCGGGUACCAAAGGCAGCGUAACCGCUGCAGGACGGGGCUGGGCGCUGGCUCCCCGCCAGCAUCGUUUCCCAAAGGCCGCAAACUUGCACUGCAAACAGCGUACAUACAGCACUGCUACCUCAGUGGAUGGACAGAAAUAGAGAAGAACUGGAUCCUUAAUAUCGCUGAAAAGCAGCAUGGACUAGAACAAAGCAAGUACCAGAAUGUCCCCUCUAGUCCCAUGCUACAAACUUCUGGAUGACUGCUGCAGUAAUCAGAGCUGUGGCACAGGGCAUGAUGAGGUGGCACAAAUGCAUUAAAGAACGUCCUUUAAGAAAAUAAUGACUCAUUUGUGACACAGAACUAUCUCCAGUUUCUGCCUGUUGAGCACAUGACAGAGAGGGCUGUUACCAACCACAUCACACGCCUGCUGAUUUCCCAGUGGGACUCAGAUUGUACAAUACUCUGUCAGUUGGAGGCUCUAGAAAUCCCCAGUUACCCUCCAGCGGAUACGUAAAGACAACGUAAAAUAGCCUCUGCAAACAGGGGCCAAGUAGAUGACCUCAGCUUCAGAGCAAAAAGAUGACAAUCUCAACAUAUCAAAGGCAAGUAUUUUUGUUGAGGUAGUCACCAGGUAGACCAUGACCACUGGAGAUGGCUUCUCAGAAGUGGUGUUUGUUUACUCCCCACUGACAAUUCAUCUACUUGUAAGAAGUAGAGAAUACUGAAGUUUAAUGGCACGCAUUUAUCAAGGCAGGAAGCAGCAUAAUGCAUUCCUGUGAGACUCUGCAGAGUACAGGCACACACUUUUCAUCUUGCUUAAGUUCAUUUAAUAGGGUUGAGUUAGCUUUUCCCUCACUUAGUUAACCACAUUAAAAUACUGAGGAAGGCAUUUAUUUUCUAUCAAUGAAAUGGAGAGGCUAAUAGUAGCAGUAUGAAACAGCCAGCAACCUAAAUUCAUCUCAGUGCAAUCUCAUUUCAAUGCAAAUGUUGUCAAUUUUUUUCUGUAUAAUGCAGUUCUGUCAGUUCAGAUGUAGCCUUAUUUCCAGUACUGCCCUUAGCCUAGUCUUGGGUCUUCACAGGCCAAGAUGACGAUUCCAAAUUACACUGCAUUUUGGUAGUUAUGCAUAUGCAUCGAUCUGUUGGCGAUACCUCACAUGCUAAAGCAGUUCACAGUUUAUCUCCAAACGUCCAUAAAGCGCCCCCAAAAGCCUAUGUAUUUUAAUUUUGUACUGCCAAGACAAACUCAGUUAGUGGAGGGACAAAAGAGAAAGUAAGGUUCCACAAUGGAAGAGGUUUAUUUUAAGCCUAUGUUAAGCUGCUGCCAGGGCUUGUCUAAAUAUAGAUUUGUCCACUGUAAACACCUUUAGUCUGCAUUUAGUGCAGACACAUGCAGAGUUACUCAGCAAUGGCAAGUAGGUUUUACGUUCACACCCAGGCCCAUGAUAAUUCUCAAUCAUAACUGAUUGCUGAAAAAAUAAUCUGUAAGGGGGUUUUUGCAUCCAAAGAGAAAUAUUAACCAAGAAAAGCUUACCUCCUCAUGUUGGCAUCACGCCUUUGUCAUCUAAGCUUUGGGAAGCUCUGUAAGUGCUCUCAAGAUGAGACGCAAGCUCACCAGGGGGCUGUAGCUUUCAGGCCCAGCUCUUCAACUCACCAUGGUUUGCAAAGGACAGGCAAGCAGGGACUGCGCAGACAUGUUCCUUGAGCUUCUGUAGCGGCUCACAUGCGACAAGGCAGGAAACAGCCUGCGUGGGGCAGGUGUGGGUCAUUGUUCUGCCACUCAGAAAUCCUGGCAUCCAUACCAAGGUUUCCUGCUAACUCCUGUCCUCCACUUGUUAAUGCUUGCUCUGCCUCUGAAUCAUCAAUCCUUGUAUUCUGCAGCGUAGACGGUUUCAGUAUAGCACAGUAUUUAUCUCAAGUACUGGUAAUCUCACCACAUCUGCAAAGAGCUUGGACAAUUUACCGUCAAUAAAUUAGUUUAAAAUGUACUUGCUCUGACAACUACAAUGUAAACAUAUCCGGUGUGUUCUACCACUGCAAUGUGAUACUCUCUCCA